AUGGUGCAUCAAUCUCAAACAAGUUUACUUGUCACCGUUAAAUGUGCAAAUGAUAAACGAUCAGUUGUCGAAAUAUCUUAUCCAAAACACUGUACAAAUCAACAUUAUAACAAUGAUCGUUAUUUAAACGAUUUUCCUAAAGUUACCGUUGAUAAUGAAAAUAAAAAAGGUAUGUUUCAACCAAAAAGUACUUAUUACAAUAGUAAUAUAACGCAACAGUAUAACAACGAUAACAAUAAUAAUAAAAAUAAACGUCGUUCAAAUUAUUAUCGAAAAAAUUCAUGGCAAAAUACUAAUAAUGGAUCGAUGUAUACGAAUAAUUUAAAUAAAAUAUCAUCGUUAAAACCCGUACCACUUAUGGAUAUUAAAGAAAAUAUAAUACCGACAGAUUAUUACGUUCCCUAUUAUCGGCAUAAAUUUGAUAAUUUUCAACAGUUAAAUAAAUCAAAAUCAAAAUAUAAUAAUAAAAAUCAAUCUAAUCAAACAACAUCAUUCCAUACAAGACAUGUUCUCACCGAUCUAGAUUGGGAUUAUUACGAUUUUGAACAAGAUUUACUAAUGCCCGUUUAG
Molecule: messenger RNA, 570 nt
Organism: Didymodactylos carnosus
Lineage: Eukaryota; Metazoa; Rotifera; Eurotatoria; Philodinida; Philodinidae
Source: the annotation of a GenBank genome assembly